AUGGACGUUCUUACGGUAACCUACUUGGCCUUUGCAGGAUGGUGGGUCGACUUUUGUGCCCGCUAUCCCCCAGGCGUGGUAGAAGUCUCUCUAUCUGUGUUUGCCCAGAUAGUUGGCUUCUUGCUACCAGCAGCAGGCUACCAGUUGCUCGACAUCAUCUGGCCAGUCUGGUCCAGCAAACACAAAAUCCAAGAUGCAGACCAUCAGCCCAGCACUAUCAAGCUCCUUGACAGCGUCCUUCAGGCUCUCGUCAACCAUGCCCUUUUGAUUUCCUUGCACAUUUCCCAAAUGGCCCUCUUUGGCUUCCGCAUUUCCAUGUUUGUUGUCUCCCCAAAACUGCCCUCCGCAACCGAAAUUGUCCUACAUAUUAUUGCCGGCACACUUCUACGCGAAGUCUUGUUUUACUACGUCCAUCGAACGCUGCAUCACCCUUGGUUCUAUACGCUAAUACAUAAACAACACCACCAAUUCACCGCCCCCGUCGCCCUCAGCGCCGUGUUUUCGCAUCCAGUCGACCAUCUCCUUGUCAACGCCAUGCCGAUUGCGUUCCCAAUGAUCCUGCUGCGCGCACAUAUGGUUACGGUGGUUAUUUUUGCUAUUUUUGUGCUUUGGGAUGCGGCGUUGGCGCAUAGUGGAUAUGACUUUUUUCGAGUACCGAGCGUGGAAAUGCAUGACCAGCACCAUAGGGAUUCUAGAGUUGGGUUUGGGAUUUUGGGGCUCAUGGAUCGGUUGCAUGGGACUCAUGAGGUUGGGUGGAUGAAAAUGAAGGGGGAGAAGUAG
This is a messenger RNA of Talaromyces rugulosus, 780 nucleotides long. RefSeq lists its product as uncharacterized. The record is from RefSeq and is a predicted model, not a curated record. The coding region runs from base 1 to 780 and encodes 259 amino acids. Gene Ontology annotation, biological process: ergosterol biosynthetic process. Lineage: Eukaryota; Fungi; Ascomycota; Eurotiomycetes; Eurotiales; Trichocomaceae. The transcript has a single exon. Gene Ontology annotation, molecular function: iron ion binding; C-4 methylsterol oxidase activity.